UUUAAAAAUAUAGUAAAAGGAAGGUAAAAUGGAGCCUAAAGUCCUCCAAGAACGAGAGUACAAAGCUAAUUUCUUCCUCAGGUCAGAAUCCGGCUACUACGAUGGCUUCUUAGUUGACGAAAAACCUGAAGGUCAAGGUAAAAUCAAGUGGGAAAACGGCAACGUGUUCGAAGGAUUCUUCCAGAACGGCAAAUAAGCAUGGCAAAGGCAAGAAGACUAAUAAAGACGGCAGCUAUUUUGAAGGAGUCUAUUGAGAUAAUACACCAACCGAGGGCCACUACAAGUGGGCUGAUGGCAUGGAGUAUGUAGGCCAGUGGAAGAACGGCAAGUUCCACGGCAAAGGAACCAAGAUUAACCCCAAUGGAACUAAGUACGAAGGAGAGUGGAGUUUUGGAAAACCACAAGGCAAAGGCACCCUAGAGUACGCAGAUGGGUCUAAAUAUGAAGGUUUCCUUGUAAAUGGCCUGUUUAAUGGACUGGGAAAGAAGACUUUCAAUGACGGGACGUUUUAUAAAGGGACAUGGAAAGAUGGUGAGCUUACAAGAGGAGUUUUUCAAAAACCUUCAGGUAAAGGAUAUGAAGGAGAGUGGAAAGACUUUAAAUAUCAUGGAAAAGGAAUUAAGUUUUACAAAGAUGGGAGUAAAUAUGAAGGAAAAGGAAAAAGAAUAACACCAGAAGGAAAUAUUCAAUUCGGAGAAUGGAAGACUAUUGAUGGUAAACAAGAAUGGAUCGUCAAGAAAACUAAACAGCUCACAUUGCAAAAUUAUCCUAACCCUGGUCCAAAUAAAAGGGAGCCUAAAUUAGAAGACAAUCUUCAAGAAGAUCUGCAAGAGACUUCUAAAGAAGAUGAAAAUUCUCUAAUGCUUGAAGAUACUCCCAUAGAAGUAGAGGAGGUUUGUAAAGCCAGUCCUCUUCAAACUCAGCCAAACAGUCUUGAAGUCAAGAAAAUUACCUUUAAAGAUAAAGAAGAGUACGAAAAGUUCUUAAAAGACUCAGUGGAGGAGAAUAAAGAAGUGCAGUCUUACAAGAUGAAAUUCCCUGAUGGCAGUUAUUAUGAAGGGACUCUUCAACAUGGAAAAUUUCAUGGCUAUGGAACAAUGAUAUUCCAACAAUCUACAAAAAUAAACUCUGCCCCUCAGCCAGCAAAGUAUUCAGGAAGGUGGGACAAAGGACUUUACAGCGGUCAAGGCAUAUUUACCUGGCCAAAUGGUAGCACUUAUAACGGAGAAUGGAAGGCAGGCAGAGAAGAAGGAAUCGGAACUUUCACUUCAGGCACUUGGAAAGCAGGCAAAUAUGUUAAUACAGAAUAAAUAGAUAUCCAACAGA
This is a messenger RNA of Moneuplotes crassus, 1326 nucleotides long. Lineage: Eukaryota; Ciliophora; Spirotrichea; Euplotida; Euplotidae. The record is from the annotation of a GenBank genome assembly.